Molecule: messenger RNA, 2088 nt
Organism: Leptidea sinapis
Lineage: Eukaryota; Metazoa; Arthropoda; Insecta; Lepidoptera; Pieridae
Product: zinc finger protein 62 homolog
Exons: 12
Coding region: 129-1892 (587 amino acids)
Cellular component (GO): nucleus
Molecular function (GO): zinc ion binding
Source: RefSeq, a predicted model, not a curated record
GCAGCCAUUUUGUGGUGUCCCUGUUGCAUUUACUUGAACUUUAAAGUAUUUUCGUCUAUUUUACAUGGAAGCAUAACUUUUGUUGUGAUUUGCAAGUUUAUUUUGAUUUUUCAUUUUUCAAGUUGAAAAUGGAGCAAGAUGUUGAUGAAUAUAUAACUAUAUGCAGCUUAUGCUUGAGUUCGGGACGUACUCUGAUUUCAUUAAAUUGUUCAUCGUCUUUAUAUUCAAUAUUCCGAUUAUUAAUGAGCGAGUUCGUAGGAGAAGAGGUAAUUGCCAGUUUUUUGCAGAUGAAUAUAUUUAUAUGUUGGGAAUGUAUGGCGAUGCUGAAAAGAGUUGGCAGAUUCAGGAAACAGGUGCAAAAUGCACAGCAACAUUUGAAAAUAUUUUCAAUGAAUAACUCGCAAGAGAGUCUAGACCAUACCUACAUGUCCCAAUCUCUGUCGUCACUCGAAUGCGUCGUAAAACGAAACUACGACAGGGUGUUUGUAGACACAAAUGAACAAGUAGAAUGGACGUCACACUAUAUAGCUAUAACCCCGCAGGAUGUUAAGAACGAAAGCUUUGAUGUGAGCACUAUACAGGAGGCUGUUAGCUACAUGGACGACCAAAUUAUUGGAGUCCCCGAAUUGGUGUUAAAGAAUCCAUUGACCGGUGUUAUGUCGCACAUAGUUGUCGGUACGGAUCCAAUAGUGUCGUCUUCUCAGAAUAUUAAAGCGGAAUCUAAUGACUACAUAAUUAGACAAGAGCUAAAACAACAAGUACAAUACGCCAGCGCGGUUUAUAAAUGUGAAUUAUGUAUUAUCGGAUUUUAUAUGCAACAGCAGGUAGAGGAACACUUCGAAAGCGCUCACAAGGAGAGACCGAACACAGAAGCAUGUAAGAUCUGCUAUGUGUAUAUAGAUGUAGGUUCCUUGGAGUCUCACACGAGGUCACACUACACUCGAUACACCUGCAAGAUAUGUCCCAAGAGCGAGAUGAGCCUGCAGUUGAUAAAACACCACGUAAAAUCGCACCUGGUGAAACCGCUGCCAAAUAAUGUGUUCAAUAUUGAAGAGGCUGUGAUGAAGAAGAAAAGAAAGAAAGAUAGCAAUGAAGAUGGAGGAACAUCGAAGUCUGGCAACUUGAGGAAGCUUCUCUCGAAGACGACAAUAACUGGUUACAAGUGUUUGGAAUGUGAUAUGUUCUUUAAGAAUUCCCGUGCCCGAAAAAACCAUGUCGCCAGAUUCCACAGAGAAGGUUUGCAGUGUGACCAUUGUAAGAAGAGAUUUGUUAACAGGACUACACUGGCAACACAUCUUAAAUUACACGAAGGGCCACCCCCGCGCAAGGAAUGCCCCAUCUGCGGUAAGAUGGUGCGCGUGAUUCAGCUGAAGUACCACAUUCAGCGGCACCAGACGAGUACCAAAUACGAGUGUGAAGACUGCAGCAAGGUGUUCUCUCACCUGGCGACCUACCAGGCACACCUCAAGUACUCCAGGGCGCAUGCUACCGAGAUGGUGCUCAAAUUUCCUUGCCCAAUGUGCAACAAGGGGUAUCCGACAAAAGAAGCGAUGCAAGACCAUUUCAAUUAUCAACACCUGGGAAAGACAACUCACAAAUGUCCGAUAUGUGAGAAGCCAAUUGCGUCGAAAGCUAACAUCGAGAAGCACAUAAUGCGAGUCCACAAAGAGAAAAAGGAGAAACCGAAGAACCACGUGUGCAGAUUGUGUGGAAAAGCAUUUUCGGAUAAAAAAGCGCUGAAUCAACACGAGGUGAUCCACUCGUGCGAGCGCCCUCUAUCGUGCGAUAUUUGCUCGCAGACCUUCAAACAGAAGGCGUCGUUGUACACGCACAAGAAACGAGUUCACAAACACGUGACGCCAAAACGUGUCGUCGAAUUUAUGGAGAAAUAGUACCGGCCCGUCAAACAAACCUUUUUCAGAGAGUUUUCAUUUUCAUCAAAAAAUGUGUACAUAUUUUGAUCACAUAUUUUUCAAGUACCGUCAUUUUUAUGAGCUGUGACAAGAACAGAUUUUGAUCCUGAAUUUUUUACAACUACCGACAUUUUAAUUGAUAUUUCGUAGUGCAGUCAUUUUUAAUUAUUAUAGG